Adineta steineri is the source of this 1836-nucleotide messenger RNA. The record is from the annotation of a GenBank genome assembly. NCBI's taxonomy places the organism in Eukaryota, Metazoa, Rotifera, Eurotatoria, Adinetida, Adinetidae.
AUGUUUAUAUAUGACCAUGAACUUGAUGCACCUUCCAAAGACGACAUCAGUGAGCAAGCCAAGCAACAGUUGUUUAAUAACAUAUGCGAUUCUUUUCAACCAGCUGGGUCAUUCAAACCAUUGACAACAUAUGCUUCAGCUAUGCAUGAUUGGUGGCAGCGAUCACUCGUCAAUAGUACACCAACAUUUCGAAAACGUUUCAAAAUUUCGUUUCAAGAUGCAGUUGAAACUUCUUUACAUCAAGAAGCUUAUAAGAAGGAUCAUCAAAUAAUACCUGAUCUAAAAACUUACAUAGAGGCUCGACGUGUUUCAGUUUACGGAACAUUGGUAUGUACAUUGAUUCAAUAUUCUCUUGGUUUUGACCUACCAGAUGUAUGUCUGGCUGAUAAAACAUUGAAACGUAUUAUGGAAUGUUUCAUGGAUGCUGGUGCAUGGGCAAAUGAUAUUUAUUCGUUCAAUAAUGAACAAUCUGAGGGUCAUUAUAACCUGGUCUCAGUACUUAUGAAUGCCAAUUCAUCACUGAGCAUUCAACAAGCAAUGGAUCAAGCAGGACAAAUGGUUAUUGAUGUUUAUGGUGACUUUCAACGUCUCCGACACGAAUUACCUUCAUGGGGAGCAGACAUUGACUCUCAGGUAGAACAAUUUGUGGAUGGUUUGGGUGAUAUGGUACGAGGAAAUCUUUGUUGGUGUUUUGAAACAGAAAGAUAUUUUGGAUCCGAAAGAGAAGAAGUUAAACGAACAAGACGCAUCAAAUUAUUACCACCGAAAAUAAAAGUACAAGAGAAUAUUUUACAUUCACAAAAGAAUGCUAAGAUAUCAUCAAGUGAUCACAAAGACAAAGAUAAUGUCCAUAAACUCAAUGAUCUCGAAAACGAAAUGGAUCAUAACAUGGAUAAUAAUAGCUGUGGAAAUCUAGAUGCUAUCUUGGAACCAUUUAAUUAUUUAAAAUCUUUACCUGGCAAAAACGUUCGAUCUAAACUGAUUGAAGCAUUGAAUUAUUGGUUUCAAGUAUCUGAAGAGAAAUUCAAAGUUAUCGAUGAAAUCAUGGGUAUGCUUCACAAUGCGAGCUUGUUAAUUGAUGAUAUUGAAGAUGGUUCUGAACUGCGACGAGGUUCACCAGUGGCACAUUUAAUUUAUGGUACUCCUCUAACAAUUAAUGCUGCUGAAUUAGUCUGCUUUCUUGCCAUACAAAAGGCAUAUACAUUAGAUAAUCCGGACGUCGGACGUAUUCUGAUCGAUCACUUGGUUGAAUUACACAAAGGACAAGGAUAUGAUAUUUGGUGGCGAGAGAAUAACAUUUGUCCAACAGAAGAGAACUAUUAUAAGAUGAUCGACAACAAAUGUGGAGGUCUUUUUCGUUUGACCUUGGAUCUUUUAAGAAUAUGUUCACCAAUUAAUUUUACUGAAGAGAAAACCAAAGCAAUUAAUGAGUUAUGUCAAACUUUUGGUUUAUUUUUUCAAAUUCGAGACGACUAUUGCAAUUUAGUUUCUACAGAAUAUACACAAAAAAAGACGUUUUGUGAAGAUUUGACCGAAGGCAAAUACUCUUUUCCAAUUAUUCAUGCAAUACAAAAUCGUCCAAAUGAUAAUCGAAUUCAAAAUGUUCUCAAACAACGCACAAAUAAUAUGAAUCUGAAACAAGAAGUCGUCAAAUUAUUACAUGAAUUCGGAUCAAUCAAAUACACCAAAGACAAAUGUAUGAAAUUAGCUGAUGAAUGUUAUGCAUUAAUUAAAAAAUUAGAAGAUAAUAUACAUUUUAGAAUAAUUAUGAAUCACCUAACUCUCAUUUUCGAUGAUUCAACACAAAACGAUUCUAUGCAAAGCAAACAUAUUUAA